AUGUUUUCCGCCGUCGUCUUCAUCUCCAUCGUCUCUAUAGCUGGCCUGGUUAACUCUAGGCCUUCUAUUGAUUACUCAGAAAACCGAUUUCCAGUGGAAAACGAAUCGAAGGAGGUUCGUUUGGCUGCUAUUAAACGCCUUUUGGAGGUUUUUGGGAUGGAGGAUCCUCCUGCUUCUCCUGGACGAGGACACAAACAGCCUCCUCAGUACAUGCUCGAUUUGUACAACACUGUGGCGGAUGUGGACGGUGUCACCAAAGACCCUACUUUACUGGAAGGAAACACCGUACGCAGUUUCUUUGACAAAUUACACAGUCAUCAGGUCGAGUUCAUGUUCAACUUGUCCACUGUGGCUAGAAAUGAGAAGGUUCUUACAGCAGAGCUGCAUCUGUUCAAACUGAGACCUCAAGCAUCUCUCACAUUCAAUAGACAUCACUUCUGUCAGGUCAGUGUCUAUCAGCUUCUUGACAAUGCUAAAUUGAACGUUUCACAAGGAAAGAGGCUCGUGUCUUCAAGACUUAUUCCCGUUCAUUCUAACGGCUGGGAAGUUUUCACCAUCACACAAGCGGUCCGUACUUGGAUGACAGAUGAGAACAGUAAUCUGGGUCUCAUGGUGACCGUGCGGACUCUGGCAGGCAUUCAGCUGGACAUGAGGUCUGUGCGUUUUGCCUCAGGGCACAGCCACCAUCACAGCAAGCAGCCCAUGCUGGUCCUCUUCACUGACGAUGGCAGACGUAUCGCAUCUCCAGAAGGUGUUCUGAAAGGAUCUGAUGAUUCAUCAGCAAGCCCCAAGCUCCCUUUGCCCAGCCUGACACUCACAGGCCCUGGUCAUCGCAGUGCUCGCUCCCUUGACUAUGAUGAAGACCCAGAUAGGAAGCCAUGCCAAAGAUUGCCACUCUACGUUGACUUUGAGGAGAUUGGCUGGUCUGGAUGGAUCGUGUCUCCCCGUGGCUACAAUGCGUACCAUUGCAAAGGGUCCUGUCCCUUUCCCCUGGGACAAAACAUGAGACCCACAAACCAUGCUACAGUGCAAUCCAUCAUAAACGCACUCAAGCUCACCAAAGGCAUAGAGACGCCAUGCUGUGUGCCCGACAAGCUCUUCUCGAUCAACCUCCUGUACUUCGAUGAUGCUGAGAAUGUAGUUCUGAAGCAGUAUGAUGACAUGGUGGCAGGAAGCUGUGGUUGCCACUGA
This is a messenger RNA of Tachysurus vachellii, 1191 nucleotides long. It is a transcript of the gene admp, whose product is annotated as anti-dorsalizing morphogenic protein. The transcript has 5 exons. Gene Ontology annotation, biological process: SMAD protein signal transduction. Gene Ontology annotation, cellular component: extracellular region. Bases 1 to 1191 code for a protein of 396 amino acids. The record is from RefSeq and is a predicted model, not a curated record. NCBI's taxonomy places the organism in Eukaryota, Metazoa, Chordata, Actinopteri, Siluriformes, Bagridae. Gene Ontology annotation, molecular function: growth factor activity; cytokine activity.